This is a messenger RNA of Sphenostylis stenocarpa, 180 nucleotides long. The record is from the annotation of a GenBank genome assembly. Lineage: Eukaryota; Viridiplantae; Streptophyta; Magnoliopsida; Fabales; Fabaceae.
UGGCCUAGGGACAGUCCAAUUUUUCCAGAGGGGAGUGGACCUAACAAUAGUUGUUUUGCAGUUGGAUUCACAAUAGGUGAAGAACCGUCAAGAGCUACAGAAAGAGAUGACCUUGCUACUUGGGAAGAAACAGUUGGAGAAGACCUUCAGGAAGAGGAGUUUCAGACUGAUUUUGAAAAA